UGCACCCUGCCGCUCUUCCAUGCGUGAGGGCCCCUCGCGGCGUCUCCCGGGCUCGGGAGCCCCUGGCCCGCCUCCCGCCCGGCCAGCGGCCGCCUCUUCCUUUUGCAGCACCGCGGCGCUUGCCGCAGUCGCAGGCGGCGAAGCAGCCCGAUCGCCCCAGGUACCAGUGAGGGCGGGAGGCGGAGGCGACCCUGCGGCCGGGUGGGGAGGGGGGCGCCGCGCGGCUGCUGCCCUCCUCUGCCCGCGAGGCCUGGCGGCCCCAGCGAACCCGCGUGCUGCACUGGCCGUGUGCGCCAGAUCCCGGUGCGCCAGAUCCUGAGACCUGCCUUUCCCCGGGGGUCUUUGCUCCCGCCCCUAGGCCGCCACCCUGCGUACCCGCCCUGGCGCCCAAACGCCCACCAACCGCGGGGAGCCUGCUCCUGCCCGAGAGCGCUCAUUCAACCCCAGCUCUCACCUCCCAAGCUCUGCCCCUGGCCGGACUCCCCUCCCCUAUCUUGCCGCCAGCCCCCUUCAGGAGGCUCUGCUCCCACCCCACGGCGCCCAGGCUUCCUCCUGCCUCUUCCUUUAGGGGCCUCGGCUCAUCGGGUGCCCCUCCCCAAACUUCCAACUAGUUUGCUCCAGGUGUCCCUGCCCUACCCCCGAGGGCGCCCCAAUAGUCACUCUGCGCCCUGCUGUGGUCGCUGCCCGCUGACCUAGCGGGACCCAGCGCCUCCGCCCACGUCCCCAGACCCACCUCCCCCGGGGGGCGUGGUGAGUCGUGGUCUGUUCUCACUGACAGUGCCUGUCCCGUCUGUGCUUCGCCGCGCCCCGCGCCUGCCUUCCCGCCACCCGAUCACGCCCUCGCCCUCGACCCCCGGUCCCCAUGGUCCCAGAGCCGGGCCCCACCGCCAACAGCACCCCGGCCUGGGACGCAGGGCUGCCGUCUGCCCCGGGGGGUAGCGGCUGGGUGGCGGCCGCGCUGUGCGUGGUCAUCGCGCUGACGGCGGCGGCCAACUCGCUGCUGAUCGCGCUCAUCUGCACUCAGCCCGCGCUGCGCAACACGUCCAACUUCUUCCUGGUGUCGCUCUUCACGUCCGACCUGAUGGUGGGGCUGGUGGUGAUGCCGCCCGCCAUGCUGAACGCGCUGUACGGGCGCUGGGUGCUGGCGCGCGGCCUCUGCUUGCUCUGGACCGCCUUCGACGUGAUGUGCUGCAGCGCCUCCAUCCUCAACCUCUGCCUCAUCAGCCUGGACCGCUACCUGCUCAUCCUCUCGCCGCUGCGCUACAAGCUGCGCAUGACGCCCCCGCGCGCCCUGGCGCUCGUCCUGGGCGCCUGGAGCCUCGCCGCGCUCGCCUCCUUCUUGCCCCUGCUGCUGGGCUGGCAUGAGCUGGGACACGCGCGGCCACCCGUCCCGGGCCAGUGCCGUCUGCUGGCCAGCCUGCCCUUCGUCCUCGUGGCGUCGGGCCUCACCUUCUUCCUGCCCUCGGGUGCCAUAUGCUUCACCUACUGCAGGAUCUUGCUGGCUGCCCGCAAGCAGGCCGUGCAGGUGGCCUCCCUCACCACCGGCAUGGCCAGCCAGGCCUCGGAGACGCUGCAGGUGCCCAGGACCCCACGCCCAGGGGUGGAGUCGGCUGACAGCAGGCGCCUGGCCACCAAACACAGCAGGAAGGCCCUGAAGGCCAGCCUGACGCUGGGCAUCCUGCUGGGCAUGUUCUUUGUGACCUGGCUGCCCUUCUUUGUGGCCAACAUAGUCCAGGCCGUGUGCGACUGCAUCUCUCCAGGCCUCUUCGAUGUCCUCACGUGGCUGGGUUACUGUAACAGCACCAUGAACCCCAUCAUCUACCCUCUCUUCAUGCGGGACUUCAAGCGGGCACUGGGCAGGUUCCUGCCGUGUCCACGCUGUCCCCGGGAGCGCCAGGCCAGCCUGGCCUCACCGUCACUGCGCACCUCUCACAGUGGCCCCCGGCCCGGCCUGAGCCUACAGCAGGUGCUGCCGCUGCCCCUGCCGCCUGACUCAGACUCAGACUCAGAUGCAGGCUCAGGUGGCUCCUCAGGCCUGCAGCUCACAGCCCAGCUACUGCUUCCUGGUGAAGCCACCCGGGACGCCCUGCUGCCCACCAGGACCACUGCUGCCAACAACUUCUUCAACAUCAACCCUGUGGAGCCCGAGCUGCGGCUGCAUCCACUCGGCACCCCCACGAACUGACCCGGGCUUGGGACUGGCCAGUGGGGAGCUGGAUUGAGCAGAACCCAGACUCCGAGGCCUUGGGCCAGCUCUUGGUUAAGACCAGGAGGCUGCAGGUUUCCUAGGAGCCUUCUGAGCUCCAGCAGGGGGUGCACCGAGCCAGCCCUUGGGGCCCACUCCAGGCCCCGCACAUUCAGGGAUCAGAGCUGACUCAUACUGUGUUCUGAAAGAUGAUCCACUCUUGGGUGAAACGUGUGUGUGGAGGAUGCGCUGGGGGACUCUGGAUGUUAGGGAGAAGGACCUCUUGGUUCAGGGUAAGAUGAAAACAAUCAUGCCCUUUGCCCAUUCUGUCAGGCUGGAUGGGAAGGAAUGCCCCCACCUGCAGGCAGGGAUUAGUGCUAGGCUGAACCCCUCGCUACUCACAGCAUAGUCUAUGGACAAUCAGCAUUGCCAUCACCUUUUGGGAGUUUGUGAAAAAUGCACAUCUCUGCCCCUGCCCAGACCUGCUGAGUCAGAACUGCAUGUUACUAGGAUCCCAGAUGAAUCACGUGCCCAUUACAGUUGGAGAUGGUCUAGCUUAAUCUUCAACCCUGAGAAUGAUUUGCUGGACAGUUUUUGAACCUGCCAGUCCCCACACCCUGGGAUAUAUGUGGCAGCAGCUGCAUCUGGGAGGUAGGCAGGCAUCUAUUUGGGCCUCUGCCACCUCUGCUCUGGGGCCUGACACAGGUUACUUCGCCUCUCCGAGUCUCAGUUAUCCCAUAUGUAAGACAGAGUCAUGAUGUCUACCUUGCAGGGUUGUCUUGAGAAUUAAGACAAUGUGUGCCCAGCACCCAGUACAUGGUCAGUUAAGUGGUACGUUCUGUUGUUAUGACCCCUGGCUAUCCAGGCCCCUGGCCUCUCUGGCUGUGGGUCGGGGUAGGGGGGCGCUGUUUGUUCCCAUUUUUCUUUUUCCAUUUUCCUCCCCCUCUUCAGCUCCGGCCCAGGCUCCCACAGCCUGACUCUGGUUUCCCAACUCCCUGUUUUGUCUGCUGGGUAGGGACCCCAUCUCUCAGGGACCCUCCCAGCUCCCAAGCUGCUGCUUUACCUCUCCUGGGGGCAAAAGGGGCAGGUGGCAGUUUCUUUUGCAGCCUCAGGGACUGGUUUUCCUUGAUCCUGGGGGGGGGGGGGGUCCUUGGACCUAGAAGGGGACAACUGAUGGGAAUAAACCCAGCCCCUCGCCCCACCUCCCUUGGCCUUCCCUGGGGUCAGCGAGAGAAAUGGGAGUGGUGGCUACUUGGGUCAGCAGAGCAGAGUCGAAGAAGAGCUGUCCCUGGUGUGGGGUGGGGGCCACAAGGCAGGCAGGUAGACUCUGGCACAGGGGCCUUGUUUUCUGGGGGCAGGGAGUUUGGGAACUCUUGAUCUCCACAGUUUACCUGCCAUAGGUUCCUUUUCAGCUCUGCCUCCCCAAGUUUUGCCAACACAAACUCCCAGGGGGUCCUCCAUGGCUGGCCUGGCGCUCUCCAUGGUGCUGAUGAGACACAACUCUGGCCCUGGCCGCAGGCCACAGAGGGGCCACGGUGCUUGUGGGGCUUCCCCUGUUCCCCAGACCUGCCCAAGGGGACUCUCAAUAAAGUCUAGCUGAAGGC
Saimiri boliviensis boliviensis (Bolivian squirrel monkey) is the source of this 3789-nucleotide messenger RNA. RefSeq names its product 5-hydroxytryptamine receptor 6 (gene HTR6). The record is from RefSeq and is a predicted model, not a curated record. Gene Ontology annotation, cellular component: plasma membrane; dendrite. Gene Ontology annotation, biological process: G protein-coupled receptor signaling pathway, coupled to cyclic nucleotide second messenger; adenylate cyclase-modulating G protein-coupled receptor signaling pathway; chemical synaptic transmission. Gene Ontology annotation, molecular function: neurotransmitter receptor activity; G protein-coupled serotonin receptor activity. Lineage: Eukaryota; Metazoa; Chordata; Mammalia; Primates; Cebidae.